CAGCAUGGCGGUCAAGGUGACUCCGGCUAAAUUUCACUGAACAGAGAUUGCUUUUACUUUUACUUGCGUGUUUCACUAGUUUUUAACAAAUUAAUGGCGGUGCAAUCAACCAAAAGGGCCGAUCCUCAUGAGCUGAAGGCUAUCUUUUUGAAGAAUGCGAGCGUGGUGGACAAGGAUGGGGAACAUUACAUGACCCCGGCGGACUUCGUGCAGAAGUACCUGGGCCUUCACACGCAGCCCCAUCACAACCCCAAGACUGUGCAGCUGAUCGCGGGAGUGGCGGACACCACUAAAGACGGACUGAUCUCAUUCCAGGAGUUUCAAGCCUUUGAGGCAGUACUUUGUGUCCCAGAUGCGCUCUUUAUAGUUGCCUUUCAGUUAUUUGACAAGACUGGCACAGGGGACAUCUCAUUCGAAAAUGUGCGAGACAUCUUCAGCCAGACCACAGUGCACCACCACAUCCCUUUCAACUGGGACUGCGAGUUCAUCCGGCUGCACUUCGGCCAUGACAGGAAGAAGCGCCUCAGUUACUUAGAGUUCACUCAGUUCCUGCAGGAGCUGCAGCUGGAGCACGCCCGCCAGGCCUUCGCCCAGAAGGACAGGGGCAGGAGCGGCGCCAUUUCCGCUCUCGACUUCAGCGACAUCAUGGCCACCAUCCGCCACCACAUGCUCACGCCUUUCGUGGAGGAGAACCUGGUGUCGGCUGCAGGGGGCAGCACCUCCCACCUGGUCAGCUUCUCCUACUUCAACGCCUUCAACUCGCUGCUCAACAACAUGGAGCUCAUCCGCAAGAUCUAUAGUACCCUGGCGGGCUCGCGCAAGGACACGCUUGUCACCAAAGAGGAGUUUGUCCAUGCGGCCAACAAGUUCGGCCAGAUCACUCCAAUGGAGAUCGACAUCCUGUACCAGCUGUCCAGCCUCCACACUCACUCCGGGCGGCUGAACCUGGCAGACAUCGAGAGGAUAGCGCCGCUGGAGGAGGGGGCCCUGCCUUACCACCUGGCCGAAGUCCAGAGACAGCAGGCCUAUGGGGAGACGUCGCGGCCGGUCUGGCUCCAGGCGGCUGAGUCCGCGUACAGGUUCACCCUGGGCUCCAUCGCCGGAGCCACGGGGGCGACGGCGGUGUACCCUAUCGAUUUGGUGAAGACCCGCAUGCAGAACCAGCGCUCCACCGGCUCCUUCGUGGGAGAGCUCAUGUACAAGAACAGCUUCGACUGCGCGAAGAAAGUGCUGAGAUACGAGGGCUUCUUUGGCUUCUACAGAGGUCUCCUGCCACAGCUUAUAGGUGUCGCUCCUGAGAAAGCUAUCAAGCUCACGGUGAAUGACUUUGUGAGAGACAAGUUCACCACUAAAGAUGACACCAUUCCGCUGUUUGCCGAGAUUCUAGCUGGUGGAUGUGCCGGAGGCUCCCAGGUCAUCUUCACCAACCCGCUGGAGAUCGUGAAGAUCCGCCUGCAGGUGGCGGGAGAGAUCACCACAGGCCCGCGGGUCAGCGCCCUGAGUGUUGUGCGGGACCUGGGCUUCUUUGGACUCUAUAAGGGUGCCAAGGCCUGUUUCUUGCGGGACAUCCCUUUCUCCGCCAUCUACUUCCCGGUGUACGCUCACACGAAGGAGGAGUUUAAGGACGAGCAGGGCAGGUUGGGAGCCCUGCAACUGCUGACCGCCGGAGCCAUCGCAGGAAUCCCCGCUGCCUCCCUGGUAACCCCUGCUGAUGUCAUCAAGACCAGACUGCAGGUGGCGGCGCGCGCCGGUCAGACAACGUACAGCGGAGUCAUCGACUGCUUCCGGAAGAUUCUGCGCGAGGAGGGCUUCAGAGCCCUGUGGAAGGGGGCGGGAGCCCGCGUCUGCAGGUCCUCGCCUCAGUUCGGUGUCACCCUGGUAACCUACGAACUCUUGCAGAGAUGGUUCUACAUCGAUUUUGGAGGACACCGUCCCACUGGAUCAGAACCCACCCCCAAGUCCCGGAUUUCAGAGCUGCCCCCUCCCAGCCCCGACCACGUAGGGGGUUACCGGCUGGCGGCGGCCACCUUCGCCGGCGUGGAGAACAAGUUCGGCCUGCACCUGCCCAAGUUCAAGUCGUCCGGUGUGGUGACAAUCCAGCCGCCCGCCCCCAAAGAGACGCCACAGGACUCCUAGACUGUCCUUCCACAAGUGCUGGAUCGUGAUUGGCUGCAUGCUCUGUGAGCCACCGCGUCCACUUAAAAAUAUUUCUAUACGUGAUUUUUUUUUUUUUUUGUUCUCCCCC
Messenger RNA from Megalops cyprinoides (Indo-Pacific tarpon), 2245 nucleotides. RefSeq names its product calcium-binding mitochondrial carrier protein Aralar1-like. Gene Ontology annotation, biological process: malate-aspartate shuttle; aspartate transmembrane transport; L-glutamate transmembrane transport. NCBI's taxonomy places the organism in Eukaryota, Metazoa, Chordata, Actinopteri, Elopiformes, Megalopidae. The record is from RefSeq and is a predicted model, not a curated record. The transcript has 18 exons. Gene Ontology annotation, molecular function: L-glutamate transmembrane transporter activity; L-aspartate transmembrane transporter activity; calcium ion binding. Bases 94 to 2136 code for a protein of 680 amino acids.